AUGGCGCGCGCGGCGGGGGUCCUCCUCGCCGCGCUCCUGCUCGUCGCGGCCGCGCGCGGCGGCUCCGGCGAGCGCGCGCUCGACGUCCGCGCCGCGCGCCUCGAGCUCGGCCUCGACGCGGACCGCGACGGCGCGUCGUCGCAUCGCGUCGUCGAGAGCGUGGACGAGCUCAAGGCUGCGUUUCGACGCGCGUCGCUGCGCGCGCAUCCGGACAAGGAGGGGGGCAGCCACGAGUCCUUCGUCAGAGUCGCGGAGGCGUACCGCGUGCUGCGAGAGAACGCGGACGGCGGCGGCGGCGCGCGGUGGAGCGAUUUCGCGCCGCCGCAGAGCAGCGCGUACUGGGACGGGCCGGACGCGGGAGGCGCGCGCGAGGGCGCGGGCGGGGGCGAUUUCUCGGGCGGAUAUCCCCGACGCCAUCGCCACCGCGACGAGGAAGACGACGCGUCGUCGCGCGCGUCGCGACAACGCGCGCGGCGCGAGCGCGAGGUCCGCGAGCAGAAGUUCGACGAGUUCUUCCGCUCGCAGCGCGCGUGGGCGGACGCCGCGGGGGGUGGCGCGGGGGCGGGGCGGGACGGCGGGUUCGCGACUCGGCGCGCGUCGUCGUCGGCGGCGUCGGCGGCGGCGGCGUCGGGGGGGCGGCGGUGGUACGAGCACGAGCAGCGGAACCGGAAGUCGCGCGCGCGGCCGGAGCCGCCGCCGCCAUCGGGCGGCUCGGGCGGGCAUCCGCGUCAUCACCGCGCCGCCGAAGACGCGCGCGAUGACGCGGGGGGGUUCGCGCCGCGUCCCCGCCAAAACCGCGCCCAAAACCAAAACCAAAAGUGGUGGGCGCGCGGCGACGCGGACGGCGCGGGGAACAACCCGAACGCGCGCGACUACCACUUCCGACACGGCGGGCGGCGCGUCCCUCCGCGCGCGACGCCGGAGGGCAGCUCCGCGUACCCCCCGGAAGGGAGCGGCGGCGCGGCGCGGGGACCGUGGGACGUGGACCCGUGGGACGCGGAGGCGCGCCGCGCCGCCGCGCGCGGCGCGAGCGGCGAGGACGCGCGCGAAUACGAAUACGAAUACGCGCGGUACGUCGACGAGUGGAUCGACGCGCGAGAGACGUACCCGCACGACGACGACGUGGAGAGCAUGGAGGAGUACGUGCGGCGGCGGGCGUGGGCGGACGCGCGCGGCGUGGGCGGGCACGACAGACGCGUCGGCGGCGGCGCAUUCGGCGAUGCAUUCGGCGCAUUCGGCGGCGAACGCGAACGCUUCGGCGACGAAGACGUCGACGGCGGCGAGCGGCGCGACGACGGCGGCCGGGACGGCGGCGCCGGCGGCGCGUGGGGCGAGCGAUCGGACGAUGAGCGCGAGGAUGUCGAGCGCGAGGCCGUGCCCGUGACCGACGUCGGCGAGGCGUUCGGCGUCGACGAGCUGUGCGCCGCGGGCGUCGCCGACUACUGUUGGGGGACGCACGCGACGCGCGGAUGA
Messenger RNA from Micromonas pusilla CCMP1545, 1473 nucleotides. RefSeq lists its product as uncharacterized. The transcript has a single exon. Lineage: Eukaryota; Viridiplantae; Chlorophyta; Mamiellophyceae; Mamiellales; Mamiellaceae. The record is from RefSeq and is a predicted model, not a curated record. The coding region runs from base 1 to 1473 and encodes 490 amino acids.